GGAACAAGGAAAGAAGGAAGGUGGUGCCUGCCUGUGAGAGAAAAAAAAAAAAUUGUGAUUGAAGAUCCCCAGUUGCAAUUUUUUGGCCUCGGCCCUUUUUCCACUUCUUUUCUUUCUUUUCUUGGGCCUCAAAUUUCUCCCCGAGUCCUCGUCCCCUUCGGCAAACUCUCUCCUGCUCGUCUCCUCGUUUCUUUACCUCUGCGACGCUGUGAUACCCUGGAAAAGACCGCCAAAAUGGUUGAGAAGCUCUACGUCACGUACAACGAUGUGCACAAGAUGUGCCAGCAGUCGGCCGACAAGAUCCUCGCGGAUUUUGAGCCACAGCUCAUGAUCGCCAUCGGCGGUGGUGGCUACGUCCCUGCUCGAAUCCUCCGAUCCUUCCUCAAGAAGCCCGGUUCUCCCAACAUCCCCAUCCAGGCCAUCGGCCUGUCUCUCUACGAGUCGCUCGGUAACGACGAGGUUGAGGCUCCUGGUACUAAGGUUACCCGGACUCAGUGGCUCGACCUUACUGCCCUGGGCGAGAUGGAGAACCUUGUCGGCAAGCGAAUCCUCAUCGUUGACGAGGUUGACGACACCCGAACGACUCUCGAGUACGCUGUCAAGGAGCUUGAGAAGGAUGUCGAGAUUGCCCGUCAGCGCAUGGGUGCCGGUGCUCCUGCUCCCAAGACCCAGUUCAGCAUCUUUGUGCUCCACAACAAGGACAAGACCAAGAAGGGCAAGCUCCCCAACGACAUGCUUGAGAAGCGUUACUCGGCUGCCUCGACCGUCGGCGACGUCUGGAUCAACUACCCCUGGGAGGCGACGGACAUUGACGAGCACGACAGGCUCGCUGGCCAGCAGCCCAAGUCUAACUAAGCGGCUUUUUAUGUGGGAUUUCGGAGUUGGGAAUAUGGGCACGUCACUUCACGCGCAUUGAUUGAGCAUGACGAAAGCAUUGUGGAGUAACAAUCCAAAAGAACUAG
Molecule: messenger RNA, 962 nt
Organism: Fusarium vanettenii 77-13-4
Lineage: Eukaryota; Fungi; Ascomycota; Sordariomycetes; Hypocreales; Nectriaceae
Exons: 3
Coding region: 235-855 (206 amino acids)
Biological process (GO): IMP salvage; XMP salvage; GMP salvage
Cellular component (GO): cytoplasm
Molecular function (GO): hypoxanthine phosphoribosyltransferase activity
Source: RefSeq, a predicted model, not a curated record